AUGAGUAACAAGGUGGCUGUGAUUGGUGCAGGUAUAUCCGGUCUCGUCACUGCCAAGGAGUGCCUCGAAGCGGGUUUCCCUCCCACCAUAUUUGAAAAGCGUGCCGGUAUAGGCGGACAGUGGCGAUAUGAAGACCCUGAUACUGGCCUUGGAGAGACAUUCUCGUCAGUAUACGACGGAGUUCUUACAAAUUCAAGCAGCCCUUGCACUCAGUUCAGUGACUUCCCCAUUGACCCCUCUCGAUACCCAGACUACCUUGGUCAUGAAGACUCUUUGAGAUACCUGCAGGAGUAUGCAGAUCACUUUGGCUUGGAAACAUAUGUGCGGCUGAAUACCGAAGUCAUUGGCUGCGAGCCGCUAGAUGAUGGUAGAUGGAUAGUGGCUACGGUAGAGGGCGAAGAGAUAUACGACGCCUUAUUCGUCUGUGCCGGGAGAAACAAUGUCCCCAAAGGUCUUCCAACCUGGGAUGGUUUGGACUCCUUCAAAGGGAAUGUGAUCCAUAGCCAUCUCUACCGCCGGCCAACUCCAUACACAGGGAGGAGAGUUGCUGUGCUAGGUCUUGGUCCUUCUGCAGUGGAUAUUGCAUCGGAAAUCUGCCCCGUUGCCGAAUCUUGUUACAUUAUCACUCGCCGCGGCGGUUGGAUCUUACCUCGAUACGUUAGAGGGGAGAUCACAGAAUCGCUUGAAACUCGGUUUCGUGAGUACAUGCUACCACGGACGGUGCAUAUGCGAAUAUAUGAACUUGUCCACCGGUUCGUGAUGGGUGACACACCAAAUGCCCUUAAGCCUGAACAUCACAUUCUUCAGGUCAAUCCAGUUUAUCACGAGGAAUUUCUUGACCAUGUUCGGACUAGGCGUAUCAAGGCACAUCGAACGACGAUCAAAAGCUUUACAGAGACCGGAAUCUCCCUCGAUAAUGGCAGUGUUUUAGAUGUGGACGAUGUAAUUAUCUGCAUCGGCUAUCGUGUCAACUUCCCAUUCAUCUCGGCGAAUACAUACCGUGGCAGUGAACCAAACUCCUUGCAUCUCUACAGACUCAUCACCCCUCCAAAAUACUCAAACUUGUUUUUCAUCGGUCAAUUCACCUUUGCAGCUACUCAUCCGGUCUCCGAGCUGCAGGCAAGAUGGGCUGUGGGUGUACUGAGUGGGAAAAUCUCGUUGCCGUCAGAAGAGAGAAUGGAGACAAGUAUCCAAAUGUUCGCAAAUAAACGGGCUACAUUAUUUAUCAAUUCUAGCCGACACUUGGCCGCCAUACCGAUGUUAGAAUACAUGGACACUCUAGCCAGCGACAUGGGCAUCAACCCUACUCUCCACAAGCUCCUCGGCAAAGUUUUCUCGCCUUCACCACUUAGUGGCCUGUCCAUGUUGAGACAUUACUACAACGGCCUCAUCACAAGCGCUCCAUAUCGUUUGUUCGGACAUGGGCGGAAGCCGGAUAUCGCCGAAGCCACCAUGCUACGGCUGUCUAGGGGGGGUAAAGAGUUGAGCAGGGAAGAGAAGAACUUGUUGGCUGCUCAAAGCCCUCUGAUAAUUGAAACUGAUGUUGAGUAA
Molecule: messenger RNA, 1551 nt
Organism: Talaromyces proteolyticus
Lineage: Eukaryota; Fungi; Ascomycota; Eurotiomycetes; Eurotiales; Trichocomaceae
Product: putative dimethylaniline monooxygenase
Exons: 3
Coding region: 1-1551 (516 amino acids)
Molecular function (GO): N,N-dimethylaniline monooxygenase activity; NADP binding; flavin adenine dinucleotide binding
Source: RefSeq, a predicted model, not a curated record